AUGACAUGGCAGAUCAACCAGACUGCAGGGAGUGAUUUCAUCCUCCUGAACCUGUUCCAUGGCACCACAGUGCCCUGGGUCCUCUUCACACUCACCAUGUUGGACCUCCUGGUGGCUCUGUUUGGCAACACCAUAAUCAUCAUCCUCAUCUGGGCUGACCCUCUUCUCCACAACCCCAUGUACUUUCUGCUCAGCCAGCUGUCUCUCAUGGAUCUCUUGUACAUCUCCACCUUUGUCCCCAAAAUGGCCCUGGAAUUUCUUUCUGGGGACCAUCACAUCUCCUUCAUUGGGUGUAGCAUUCAGAUGUUCCUUUUCACUACCUUGGUAGGGUCAGAGUGUCUGCUACUAGCUUUCAUGGCUUAUGAUCGUUAUGUGGCCAUCUGUCACCCACUAAGAUAUCCCAUUCUCAUGUGCCCCAGUGUCUGUGUGGCUCUAGUUGUUGUGACCUGGGUGAGUGCACUGCUGAAUGCCUUGAUCCAUGUGGUCUAUACUCUGACUCUCCCUUACUGUGCCUCCAGGGAAAUCCAUCAUUUCUUUUGUGAGAUCCCAGCCCUACUGAAAGUGGCCUGUGCUGACACCUCCCAAUAUGAAAAGGGUGUCUUUGUCAGUGGUGUGAUCUUUUUCCUUCCUCCUAUCUCAGCCAUUCUGAGCUCCUAUGGAAGCAUACUGUCCUCUGUGCUGGGCAUGCGGUCAAGCCAGGCACUCAGAAAAGCCUUGGCUACUUGCUCUUCUCACAUGAUUGUAGUGUCUCUGUUCUAUGGGACUGCCAUCAUUAAGUACAUUCUGCCAAAGUCUGCUCACACCCCUGAGCAGGAGGAGCUGUUGUCUGUCUUCUACACCAUUGUAACACCCAUGAUCAACCCCAUCAUCUACAGUCUGCGAAACAAGGAUGUCAGUAGAGCCUUCAGGAAAGUGCUCAGAAUAUGA
Messenger RNA from Erinaceus europaeus (western European hedgehog), 927 nucleotides. RefSeq names its product olfactory receptor 2AJ1-like. Gene Ontology annotation, biological process: G protein-coupled receptor signaling pathway. The transcript has a single exon. Lineage: Eukaryota; Metazoa; Chordata; Mammalia; Eulipotyphla; Erinaceidae. The record is from RefSeq and is a predicted model, not a curated record. Gene Ontology annotation, molecular function: olfactory receptor activity; G protein-coupled receptor activity. Gene Ontology annotation, cellular component: membrane. The coding region runs from base 1 to 927 and encodes 308 amino acids.